Molecule: messenger RNA, 5119 nt
Organism: Lytechinus variegatus (green sea urchin)
Lineage: Eukaryota; Metazoa; Echinodermata; Echinoidea; Temnopleuroida; Toxopneustidae
Product: fibulin-1-like
Exons: 18
Coding region: 524-2974 (816 amino acids)
Cellular component (GO): extracellular region
Molecular function (GO): calcium ion binding
Source: RefSeq, a predicted model, not a curated record
GUGUUAUCCGGCCCGCGCGAAUCUGAAGUCAUAAAUCAAUGGGGUUCACAUAACGUUGGCUGCAAGCAACAAGGACCAGUCUCCUUUAUUUCUGCAUGCAUCAUUUUGAGGCAUAACAAAGCUGGCGGGGGCGAGAGCAACACGUGCAGAGGGUACAUCACACGAGCAUGAACAGAUGAAGAUGCACUUGGACAGCGCAGAGAUAUCUUUUCUUCGAUAAAGAUCCUUGUUCGCAAUCAAACUCUCGGCCAAUCAGUUGCAAGUUGGGACCAUUCAUUCAUUGUGAAUCUACAAAGAGGAUUGUAUUUGUUUGGUGGUGCUCUACACAAUAGGGAGCUACCCAGUGGAUUAUUGUACUUGCGACGCGGUGAAGGGGUGAAGUUGAGGGCCAAAUGUUUUUGUAUAUUGAUUAGAGUUGUGAACGUAUCCGGGAAUAAUACUACACUACACCAACUGAUCACAGACUUGGAUAUCAUUAAUAAACUUGUCUACUUAAGUUAAGUUAUCGUUACAGACGCUAAUCAUGAAUCUCCACAUCUUUUGGAUAACGCUUGUCACUUCUUGGAGCUUUUGUUAUGCAAACCUGAUAGAUGUGAUGCCAGACUGUUGUGGAAGGGGAGCCUCCUUUGCCAGUUUGGGUCGCACUUGUGAUGACCUUGAGACUAUUCCUGACAUAGCACCUGAAGAUCAGGAGACCUGUAUGGUUAUAAUGAAGUCCUGCUGUGCUCACAGUCUAGGACCCGUCUUGUGUGAAAGGGCCAUUAAUCACAGAAUGUCCGUAGGCAGUUGUCACUCUUUAAACAACAGCACAUGUUACUCAGCUGGCAAGGAAUGCUGUGAUUGUUGUGAGCUUGGUAUUAAUGCAUAUCAUGAUGGUAUCGAGUGUGAAUCCAUGAGCACAGGUACAUCAUGUGACCGUGCCUUCACCUACUGCUGUAAUGCAGCUGCCUCCAGCUAUGAUGAAAAUGAAUGUUCCCUGACCACAAGCCAUAGAUUGUGUACAGAACGAUGCAUUAAUCUGAUUGGCAGCUAUGUUUGUGAGUGUCAUCCAGGCAAUCAUUUACUAGAGGACAACAUAACAUGUGUGUCAGAUGGUGACACACGACCCCCUCCUGUGGUCUUGAUGUGUAGUCAGGCACCUUGCCAGCAUGAAUGUCGGCAAGUUGGCAGAGAAUAUGAGUGCUACUGCCGAACAGGAUAUCGACUCAUGUCAGAUGGACAUACUUGUGAAGAUAUUGAUGAAUGUGCUGUGACUGAUCAGCUGGCAUGCAACUAUGCAGAAAGAUGUAUUAAUACAAUUGGAUCCUUUAACUGCAUCAGUGAUGUUGUGUGCAGGAGUGGGCUCAGAUACGACCCUACAAAUCAGUAUUGUGUCGAUAUUGAUGAGUGCGCAGAGCGUACAGAUACCUGCGAUGAACUAAGCAUUUGUGAAAACAGGUAUGCCAGCUAUACAUGUCGUCAUGCUAGCUGUCCUGCAGGUUACUACUAUGAUAGAACUUCAUCGCAAUGCAAAGAUAUUGAUGAAUGUGCUAGGGGAACUCAUGAAUGCCUUGAUGGAGCUCGAUGUGACAACCUUCCUGGAAGCUUUCAUUGUACUAGGAUAGUGCCUUGUGGUACAGGAUAUACCAUCAAUGCAAAUACGCAACAAUGUGUUGAUAUUGAUGAAUGUAGUCAGGACAGCCACACCUGUCAGAGGACAGAAUUUUGUAGAAAUAUCAGGGGAAGCUAUGAAUGUGUGCCAUGUCCACGAGGUUUCAGGACUGAUGGCAAUGUGAACAGGUGUACACAAGAUAUCAAUGAAUGUGAGGAAGGAACAUUUGAAUGCAACGAUGGUACACGAUGCCAAAAUAAUGUUGGGAGCUACACAUGUAUUUCUGUGUGUUUAAAUGGCUUUGAGUACAGUAGAAUUCGCCGUGCUUGUCUGGAUGUGGAUGAAUGUCGGAGAGGGAUUGCCAAUUGUGCACCCUAUGAAAUCUGUCAAAACACAAAUGGAAGCUUUUCCUGUGGUUGUAGACGAGGAUUUAGACUAGGCUCAUAUGGGCGUUGUGUUGAUAUUGACGAGUGUCGAGAAGGAUUGAGUGAAUGUGAACCAAACCAGAGGUGUUACAACCUUCAAGGACAGUACCAGUGUCGCAACAUGUGUAGAAAUGGUUUCAGGUUCAACAAUUUGAACAACUUCUGUGAAGAUAUUGAUGAAUGUGCUGAGGGGCUUGAUAUUUGUCAGAACAACCAACGGUGUAUCAAUCAAGAAGGUGGCUAUGUGUGUCAAUGUCCUCCAGGACACCAAGCGAAUAGAAAUCAAGCUACUUGUGAAGAUAUUGAUGAAUGUAGUCUUGGAUUAUGUAGAGGAACGUGUGAGAAUCUACCAGGCUCAUACCUCUGCACCUGCCCAACUGGAUAUGCUCUCAUGGAAAAUAAAGUCACCUGCAAAGACCUUGAUGAGUGCACAGAUGGAUCUCAUACUUGUAUUGGAGAUGAGGUUUGUUUCAACACACGCGGGGGAUACAAGUGCCAGAGCAUUAACUGCCCAGAAUACUAUGAACUAAGAGCAAGCAAUGACAUCCAAUGUGUGAAGCGUUGUCCACCCAAUGCACCAAACUGCCCUCGUGGAAACCUCAACAGUACCAUCAGUCAUACAUUUGUUGCUCUUCCAAGUAUUCCAUUCCUGCGUCAGCCAAUCAGACUGCUUACAAUAGGGCUUCCUAACUACAGAAGUGCUUAUGGAGGACAUUCACAGACAUACUUCAGAUCAGUCAGUGGAAAUGAAGACAAUUACUUUGUCAUUACAAGGUUAUUCCCAAGAGGUUUACCUACAGGUUACGUGUCCCUCCAAAAACCCAUCUCUGGACCCUAUGAAACCGUUCUUCACCUUGAGAUUGUCACAGAAGUGAGGAAUCCAGUCACACGAAGGACAGAGGUGACAGCAACCUCUUACCUGAUGAUUCACGUAGAUGUAGGAGAGCAUUCUUACUAAAUCCAAAAACCCAAGUAGAUCAUGAUGUAUGGGAUGCCACUGGAUAUUCUUGAGACAUAUGGACAGAUAUAUGAUAAGGUAGUAAUAACAAUGAAAAAUAUGAGUCAUGAGGAGGGUUGUUCAAGCAAUGACCUCUAACCUGCAGUCUUCUGUCAUACUGGAAUGAUUUGAUAUUGUAAGGAUAGAGCAUUUUUCAAUGUAUUUAUCAUAUUACUAUUCAUGAAUGCAAUGUGAGCUGUUAUGUAGUGAGAGGAUUUUGUGCUGUGUUAGCGUGUCAUAAAAAGGGCAGUGGAAAAACACCUAGUGCCUGUAACUUAGAAGCUUCGCAAUAUAUAAAAGAAUUGUAAUUGCAAGUCAAAAUCACUGAUAUGCAUAUUGUUGAAUAUCCUCACUAGCAAUCAGAAUUAUACUUUGAAAUUUGCAAUUGAUCACAAAUCUGUGUUACAUUUGCCCUGUAUAAGAGAUGGGUUAGUAUACAAGUAGUAUAAAACAAUCAGAAGCAUUCUUUAGGAUUGGUGCUAGGGUGGUGCUAAAUACUGUAUAUUAUAUUGUCUGAAUUCUAAUGUUAAAUUAUGUACAUAGACUUCUUUUCAUUGUGCCAAAUAAUGGUGCUGUACUUCAGUGUGCAUAAUUUUGUUUUUCCAUACAUUAUAUGUAUCUAGUAAAGUUCAAAUGUUGUUAUAAUCAUUGAUAAAAAGUUUAUGUCAGUUAAUCACAAUACUCCACAUGAUAUGACAUACUUUCUGAUAAUAUUCAGUUAAAGUUGUAUGACAGUUUAAAUUGUACAUGUUCAAUGGCUUUUGAGCUCAGAGAUAACUGAUAACAUUUGCAUGGUGAGAUAAUUCCAUCAACUCUUAUCCAAGUUUUGGGGGGCAAAGGUCUCAUCUGGUUAUAAUCCAUGAACAAUUUAUUUUUGGUCAAAGUUUACUCUGAACAUGACCUUCAUAAUUGAUAAUUGAUUAUACACUGUCCCCAAAAAAAGUAGUCAAGGGUAAAAUGUGAAAGUUACUGAUUAACCCAAUUUGGUCAUUAUCUUUGCCCUCAAAGUGUUCAAAGUCCUGUGUACAUUUAAUGAUUAAUAAUCAAACAUUCAUUCCCUUAUAAGGAAAAUAGUAUUUUGAUCUAUGCAACAUCACAAAAAGAAUUAAGAGUAACGUAUUUGUUGUGUUCUGCCAAUCACUGAAGUCAUUACAUACAUUUUUUAUAUUCUUUCAUCUUAUUAUAUGAAUGACUUGAACUAUUGCUUAGGGAAGUACACUAUUUAAUGUGUCAUAAUUCUAAGUCACUUAUAGUAUUUCUUACCCCAAUUUUGUAUCAGAGUUUAUUUGAUACUUUAUAUAAAAAUGUAAAAUAAUUUAACUAGAUUCUUGUAUAAUUUUCCUUGGAGAAAUCAUCUUCAUGUUUUACGUAAGCUAUGAAGGGAUUGCGGAGUGAAGCCAAAGAUCAAUAUAGAAGUGAGAUUUUACACCAAUUUGAAGGAGACCCGUUGAUGUUCUUAAAUCAAAAUUUUUAAGUACUCUAAUUGUCAGUCCGUCUUGUAGUCUGAAGGAUGAUUUGUUGGUUAAUGAUACAGUGUGACCUGCAUUUUUUUAAUCAUGAUUACUUUUUGUAUUAUCAAUCAUGUUUAUAUACACCUCAACUUGUACAUAUUGUGUGUGUUUUAUAUUGCACUUUUUAUGUAAAGAUUUACAGUUACUGUAUGCCUCACUUUACAACACUUUUUUAACCAGCAUUAUGCACAUCGAAAAUCAAGAUUUGCUUAACUCAAUCAUUUUAUAGCCUAUAAUCAAGCUGGAGGUUGCAACUAGUGUAUUUUGCAAGACGAAAGUGCUACACUUGAUGCCGAUAGGCUAGAGGAUGUGAAGAAGACACUGCCAUUCCCGUCUUGAGUUAGUCAUUUUUUUUAUUGAUGAAUGUCUGGUUACACGGAUCCAUAUUGAAGUACAGUAGAUAAAAAGAAAACCACUACUAAAGCAAGAAAGGGUAGAGGCGGUGGUUGCUUCACACUCACUUUAGUCUCGUGGUAUCAGACGUAUUGCAUACAUUUAUGGGUAAUAAAUGCCACUGCAGCCUCCAACUAGAUAAUAUUGGCUUUAGAUUUUGAAGCCUAACUCUCACUCAUCAAAUAUAUAUUUUUAAAGUAAA